This is a messenger RNA of Monopterus albus (swamp eel), 2644 nucleotides long. It is a transcript of the gene scai, whose product is annotated as suppressor of cancer cell invasion. The transcript is spliced from 17 exons. The record is from RefSeq and is a predicted model, not a curated record. Gene Ontology annotation, biological process: DNA-templated transcription. Bases 336 to 2033 code for a protein of 565 amino acids. NCBI's taxonomy places the organism in Eukaryota, Metazoa, Chordata, Actinopteri, Synbranchiformes, Synbranchidae. Gene Ontology annotation, molecular function: transcription corepressor activity.
AUUUUGAAAAUGUUGACCCGGAUGUAGCUAGCCAGUUGUGGUUGCGCGGAGCCAGCGGUUGUCUUCACCCCCCCUGCCUCUUCUGUCACAGGACAACAACCCUUCAGGCAGAGUAAAGCUUCUAGGCUUCAAUAGAGACAAGUCUUAUCCCCGCUGCUGUGGGCUACGACUCGUUACACAGCGGAUGCGUGUCAGUCACACACAGUGAGAUGCCCAGAAAGUCGCGCCUGGCCAACACAGCCCGUUGUAGCUUUUGCACAGAUUUUUGAGCAGCAUCGCCGUGGUACUCCUUUCACCAGCUCUAGCCGGCUGGCGAGGUGUGAAAAGUCAGUGUCAUGACUGGAGCUGAGACUGAGGAUGAUAUUCCAUUAAGUGAAAGAAAGACUGUCACUGAUUUCUGCUAUCUCUUGGACAAGUCCAAACAACUCUUCAAUGGGCUAAGAGACCUUCCUCAGUAUGGACACAAGCAGUGGCAAUCCUACUUUGGACGGACAUUUGAUGUCUACACCAAGUUGUGGAAAUUUCAGCAGCAGCACAGGCAGGUUCUGGACAGUCGAUAUGGCUUGAAGAGAUGGCAGAUUGGGGAAGUUGCAUCUAAAAUUGGACAGCUAUACUACCACUACUACCUUCGUACCUCAGAGACAAGUUACCUGAAUGAGGCCUUUUCCUUCUACUCAGCCAUCCGUCAGCGAUCCUACUAUUUCCAGGUUAACAAAGAGGACAGGCCAGAAUUAGUAGUGAAGAAACUUCGAUAUUAUGCUCGAUAUAUAGUUGUCUGUUUACUGCUGAACAAGAUGGACCUAGUCAAAGUUUUGGUGAAGGAGUUAUCUGAGGAAAUUGAAGAUUACACACAGAGAUUCAACACAGAGGACCAAUUGGAAUGGAACCUGGUUCUACAGGAAGUGGCAGCUUUUGUGGAGGCGGAUCCGGUGGUAGUUCUGAAUGACAGCAAUUCUGUCAUCGUCACCAGCAAUCGUCUGCAGGAAGGAAGCGUGCCUCCACUGGAACAAGGCAUGGUGGUGGGGCAGCUCGUCCUUGCAGAUGCACUAAUCAUCGGCAACUAUAACAACCAGGUAAAGUUCAGUGAAUUAACCAUCGAUAUGUUCCGUAUACUUCAAGCUUUGGAAAGGGAACCUGUAAACCUGGCUACACAGACCUCCAAACAAGGAACACUGGAGCCCAGUGAGAAGCCAGCUAAACGAGAAAACCCUCACAAGUAUUUGCUGUACAAGCCAACAUUCAGCCAGCUUUUUACUUUCUUGUCUGCCUCUUUUAAGGAAUUACCUGCCAACAGUGCUCUGCUUGUCUACCUGUCAGCGACUGGAAUCUUCCCUACUGGGCAUUCAGAUUAUGAAGGACCAUACGAUUUUGGAGGAGUUCUCACAAACACAAAUCGAGAUGUGGUGAAUGGAGAGACGGUGCAGAAGAGGAAUCAGGCACAGAAAGAAAUGCACUGCCUUCAUCCAGGGGACUUAUUCCCUUUCACCCGGAAGCCACUUUUUGUCAUUGUGGAUUCUGCAAACAGCACAGCCUACAAGAAUUUCACAAAUCUAUUUGGCCAGCCUCUGGUGUGCCUACUAUCACCUACAGUAUAUCCCAAAAGUGUACAGGAUCAGUCCCAGCGUGGGAGUCUCUUCACUCUGUUCCUCUACAGCCCACUCUUGGCUUUCUCCUCUGUCUGUGGUUUAAGUAGCCUCCGACAAGGACUGUGGGAGAGGGCUCAGGAAUUUCUUCGCAAAGUCUACCGGGACAUUGGGCAGAUGAUAACUCGAUCACGGACCAUAGAUCAAGCCUUUUUGCAGUUUUUUGGUGAUGAGUUCCUUCGCCUGCUGCUGAUCCGCUUUGUGUUCUGUUCUGCUGCACUGCGACUGCAUAAACUGUUUCGGGAGUCCCGGAGCUUCCCAGAGUCGUACCCGGAGCUCCCCAAACAGGAGACAGUGGAGAGCAGCCUUCUACAAAAGCAUAUUUUGGAGCUGGCAGCCAUGCUGGAUGUGCAGAGCCUAUUUUGGGAUGAUUCACUAGAAGCCUACUAACAUCUUUGCAAAGGGCAAACUGGCACGUGUACAUACAGACUCAACUGCCAGAGCCCUCCCAGUUGUCUUACUUUUUUAAAGGUAAUGAUUCAGCACAUACAAGUUCGUGUCUUGCAUCUAACUGUUACCUGUGUAAACAAAUGUAGAGCAAUGUUCAAAUGUUCACAUACUGUAGUUACACCAGUUUAAUAUAGUGUAAAUUCCCCCAUUUGCCUGCCUCGUAAAUAUAAGCAUCAUGUCAGACAUAAGAGUAAACAAAUAGAUGAGAGGCUGAAAAAAACCUUCUCAACUCACCAUUCCUCCAUCCAGAUGCAAGAUUUAAAAGUGUAGUCUGUGACUUAAUUCCUCAUGUCAGAUAAUUGUAAAGUCGUUGGCAGCCUCGAUUGUGUGUGUAUUUUAAGUAAUAUUUAUUACUGUUUAAAGGAUCGAGAAUGGAAAAAUCCUGGGCAUCUUCCAGGUGUGACUUUAUCUAGUUGUUUGAAGGCAAAGCAAACUGAUGCUGAGAGCGAACAUGGUGCUAAACAAAGGUUUUCACUGCAUCAGGAAAUAUUAAAAACAACAGGAACACUAUUUGUACACUAAGUUGGAAUUUUAAAAACAUUCACCAAAAA